Molecule: messenger RNA, 1194 nt
Organism: Penicillium robsamsonii
Lineage: Eukaryota; Fungi; Ascomycota; Eurotiomycetes; Eurotiales; Aspergillaceae
Product: mannose-1-phosphate guanylyltransferase
Exons: 5
Coding region: 1-1194 (397 amino acids)
Biological process (GO): biosynthetic process
Cellular component (GO): cytoplasm
Source: RefSeq, a predicted model, not a curated record
AUGCUUAAUAUACCAAUGCGUGAUAAUCACAAUACUCAGGCUUCCACCAAGGCCGUGAUCUUGGUCGGAGGCCCCUCAAGAGGCACUCGGUUCCGCCCAUUGUCACUCGAUGUACCAAAGCCCCUAUUCGAAGUCGCUGGCCACCCCAUCAUCCACCACUGCCUGAAGGCGGUGGCUAAGGUCCCCGAUGUACGCGAAGUGAUUUUGGUCGGAUACUACGAUGAGAGCGUAUUCCGGGAUUUCAUCAAGGAUGCCUCGAAGGAAUUCCCCCAGCUCCGCAUCCUCUACCUGCGCGAGUACACAGCGUUGGGCACCGCCGGUGGCCUAUACCACUUCCGUGAUGCCAUCCUCAAGGGCAAGCCCGAGCGGCUGCUCGUUCUGAACGCCGAUGUCUGCUGCUCAUUCCCGCUGGGCGAGAUGAUGCGGUUAUUCGAGGAGAAGGACGCCGAGGCUGUGAUUCUGGGUACACGGGUGUCGAACGACACCGCAACAAACUUCGGAUGCAUCGUGUCCGAUUCACACACCAAGCGUGUGCUGCAUUACGUCGAGAAGCCCGAGUCGCACAUCUCCAACCUGAUCAACUGUGGCGUCUACCUCUUCGCUACCGAGUGCAUCUUCCCCGCCAUCCGCAGCGCCAUCAAGCGCCGCACUACCCGCCCCCGCCUCCUCUCGUACCCCUCCUCCGACAACCUGGAAUCCUCCUUCAUCGCCACCGGAGACGACGAGGACGCCGAGAAGAACGAGGUCCUCCGUCUGGAACAAGACAUCCUCUCCGACCUGGCCGACAGCAACCGCUUCUUCGUCCACGAAACCAAGGACUUCUGGCGCCAGAUCAAGUCCGCCGGCUCUGCUCUCGGUCCUAACGUCUCGAUCGGCCCGCGUGUCGUGGUCGGCGCCGGUGCCCGUAUCAAGGACUCGAUCGUCCUCGAGGACGCCGAGAUCCGCCACGACGCCUGCGUCAUGCACUCGAUCAUCGGGUGGAGCAGCCGUGUCGGUGCCUGGGCUCGCGUGGAGGGUACACCCAUCCCCGUGGCUAGCCACUCUACCAGCAUUGUCAAGCAGGGUAUCAAGGUGCAGAGCAUCACCAUUCUUGGCAAGGAGUGUGCUGUUGGCGAUGAGGUCCGCGUGCAGAACUGCGUGUGCUUGCCUUACAAAGAACUCAAGCGGGAUGUGUGCAACGAGGUCAUUAUGUAA